Symbiodinium pilosum is the source of this 1338-nucleotide messenger RNA. The record is from the annotation of a GenBank genome assembly. Lineage: Eukaryota; Dinophyceae; Suessiales; Symbiodiniaceae.
AUGUCUGGUGUUGGUCUUGGCUACGAGAUUCUUGGAGCAGUGAAGGUGAAGGCACACCGUCGAGAACAUGCUCUGGCAACUACGCUUCUGACUUGCUCGCGGGUGCAGUUUAUCAUGAAGAUGAUGGCGCGCAGCUCCCUUGAAGGGAUGUCCAUGGCAGGGACGAAUCUUUAUGUUUCUGGCCUCCCGCCAGGCUUUAAUGACGCCCACCUCUUCCAACUGUUCGAGCGCUUCGGGAGAAUCUGGUCCUCCAGAGUGUGCCCGUCACGCCGAACGGGUGGUUUUGGGUAUGCAUUCGUCAAGUAUGGCGAGGCAUCCCAUGCUGCUGCAGCGAUAAAAGCGCUGAAUGAGUACGAUGUUGGUGGAGCUGUGAUAUCUGUUAAGCUUGCGGACAACGAUCGGGGACCGCAACCAAGUGAUGGUGGCAAGGGGAAGGGCAAGCUGGAUCCUUGGAAUAUCCCUGCGGAUAUGAGUGAGGUCUUGAUAACCGGCCUGCGUGGCGACACGGACGAGGACUCGAUUCGAGAGAUCUUCAAAGAAAUGGGGAGGAUCACCAUGAUCAAGGUGUGUUGUGAAGGAAAACUGGAUGGUCAAGGCUAUGCUUUGGCAAGAUUCAGAUACCCGGAAGAAGCACAGCAUGCAAUCCGAAUGACGGACGGUAGCAUACACAGGGGAGUGCAAAUCCGGACCCUCCUGUCGUCAAGUACUGCUGCAAAGGGCGAGGUGAAAAACAUGCUGGAGAGGCAGAAUGUCCCAACAGAAAGCUUGUUUGUCAUGGGCCUGCCCCCAGGCAGCACAACAGACACCAUAACAGCUUUCUUCGGACAGUUUGCCGGCGUGGCCUUUGUCAAAGUGCUGGACACCAACGGCAAGAAAGGCGACACCGUUGCAUUGGUCCGCAUGAACAGCCUGGAGGAGGCGAUUUGGUGCGUUGACAGGUUGAAUGGCCAAGAAACGGCCCCCAACCUACAGCUCAUCAUCCGCUACUCUGAUCCGCCGAAAGGCAAGGGUAUCGCCAAGGGGAUGGAUGAGAUGCAAGCGCAGGCUCUGCAACCGGGCUUUCGACGUGGCUUCAGCGAUUCGCCGUACGGUGAAGUCAAGGAUGCCCUCCCGAUGGCUCAGCGGCCAGUGAGAAGCUUCACUGGCGCAGAUGGCAUGGACCAGGGCCAGGCAGCUUAUGGUGCCGGCUUGGGGCAGCCAAGCCCACCGCCAGGUGGUAGCCUCUCGGCACUGCUGGGUGGUGGCGCCAGAUUACCACCUGGCAGCGCAGCGGGCGUUCCAGCUUUCAGACCACCGAUGAGUCCCCCUCCUGGCGACAGCGGAGGUUGCCAGUUGUGA